UGCCUGGUAGACACAAACACCUUCUGCCAAAGAAAUGUGAAAAGAGUUGGGAGCGUGCCCUUUGGAGACUAACCUCCUAGUGGACAUCCAGGAGAUCGCGAGGUCUCUCCAGCCUCACCUCUGUACUUCAUCAUGAAAAGGAGGAAGCCCAAACUGAAGUGAGUUAAAAACGCUGUCUCCAAGAGAAGAUUCUGGCUUGGCCCUGAAUUGAGCACAAUGAAGAAGAGCAACAGGAAGUCUACCAUGAGGAUCAGUGAGCGAGAUGCCAUCUGCAUCCCACCCUCUCACAGUCCAAGAGAUCUCCAAAAUAUGUUGGAUGGAGGAGAGUAUGCCCCUUUUGUAUCUCCUCCCAUAUUAGAGGGCAAUUUCAUCCAGGUCAAUAGAAGAGGUGAAUCCAUUUACCUUCACAACCGAGCCAACUGGGUGGCUGUUGCCAUCUGCUCUUCCAGCCACACCCACAAGACCCCCAACGUGAUGCUGCUGGCACAUCUCACACCCACGGCCCAGAAAGACAGACCCCUGUUUGAGAGUCUCCUGAGAUCGUCUCCAGAGAAACUGGUGCUCACCAGGUUUCUCCCUCUGCAGUUUGUGACUCUGUCUGUGCACGAUGCCGAGAAAAUGCGCCUCAAAGUGAAGUUGGUGAGUGGCCGAGCCUACUACCUCCAGCUCUGCGCCCCCGCAUACAAACAGGACGCCUCGUUUUCUCAAUGGGUAGAGCUCAUCGCCCUCCUGAAUCAGGAGAAAGCCAAAGCUUCCAGAGUGUCGGAAGUCUCGAGCCUCUCGGAACUCACAAAUAGCACAGACAUCACGGGCUCGAUGGACAUCAUGGAUAUCGCAGAAUUCACAGCUGUACAGACUUCCCAUCCGUACACGUAUUCAGACCAUGUAUAUGGCAUGGAGAGCACUGAUUUCUCAGAAUUAACAGUCAUCACCGACGUCACGGAUGUCACGGAUGUUCCCGAACAGGAGGUCACUGAGGCCCCAGAUGUGAACAUUUUCACAGAAGUCACAGAAGUCACAGACCUCCAUGAUGGCACAAACAGCUCCGGGGUCAGAGUGGUAUUUGAAAAUGAUGACAUACUAAGGGCCAAGCAAGAGGAAAAGGAAAAACUGGAAAAAUGUCUGAAGCCUGGGUGCCUACGAGAUGCGAAGAGUAAGAAUGAGCUCAAAGAAUUCACAAAACACGUCACCAUCUCUAACGUAACACUGACUUUCGAAGGGGAAAGAUGUUUCCAAACUACCUUGACGCCGGUAGAAAGCGAGCCGCAUGCCUGCGAAGAGAUGAAUGACAGGACCUCGGAAAGAAGCACCACUCUCAAGGCUGAAGAAUCCAGGAGCAUGAGGACUGAUUCAAACAUUUCAGGAUUGUAUAGUUUUUCAAUUUUCCCUCUGAUUAGCAUUUCUUUCCCCUUUUUCACACUGCUCUGAAUCACUUCCUUUUCCCCUUUCACACUCUCUUACGCACCCUGAACCCUCUUUCCCCCAAGAAAAGCAAAGAUUCGUGGAAUCAUAAUCCCUCAUUGAAUUUAGACUGAGUGUAGACUAAAAUUGACUCAGUAAAUCUGAUUUCCACUCUAAGCAGACGCCCGAAUAAUGAGUGCUCCCACUGCAAUAAAACGAACCCCUGGUCCUAUUA
Messenger RNA from Eptesicus fuscus (big brown bat), 1636 nucleotides. RefSeq names its product golgi associated RAB2 interactor family member 2 (gene GARIN2). Lineage: Eukaryota; Metazoa; Chordata; Mammalia; Chiroptera; Vespertilionidae. The transcript is spliced from 8 exons. Gene Ontology annotation, cellular component: nucleus. Bases 217 to 1428 code for a protein of 403 amino acids. The record is from RefSeq and is a predicted model, not a curated record.